This is a messenger RNA of Penicillium argentinense, 1113 nucleotides long. RefSeq names its product alpha-hydroxy acid oxidase. The coding region runs from base 1 to 1113 and encodes 370 amino acids. Lineage: Eukaryota; Fungi; Ascomycota; Eurotiomycetes; Eurotiales; Aspergillaceae. Gene Ontology annotation, molecular function: FMN binding; oxidoreductase activity. The transcript has 3 exons. The record is from RefSeq and is a predicted model, not a curated record.
AUGGCGGCAGAAAAAAUCCUGUCCAUUGCGGAUCUUGAAAGAACAGCUUCUAAAAUUCUACCAACAGCCUCUCGAGAUUUCUUCAACUCUGGCGCGACUAACCAGGUUACUGUUCAUGAAAAUUCCUCUGCCUAUCAGAAGUACAGAAUACUUCCUCGCGUCUUGAAGGAUGUGUCCCAAGUCAACACUAAGGUCAGCUUGUUCGACCGGGACCUCGCAUUCCCACUCUGCGUCUCGCCCGUCGGACUGCAAGGCAUGGCCCACGCAGACGGAGAAUUAGCGACGAGCAGAGCCUGCGCCAAAGCAGGCAUCAAUAUGGGCAUUUCUUCAUAUGCCAAUCAUUCCGUUGAACAAAUCACCGCAGCAGGUAAAGAGAUCGGACCGAUCUAUCAUGUCAUGCAGCUAUACUCGAUGACAGACCGUGAAAAGGAAGCGCGGAUCGUCCACCGCGCAGAAGCAGCAGGCUGCAAGGCCAUUUUCCUAACAGCGGACAGUCCGGUCUUGGGCGUGCGAUACAACGAAUGGCGGAAUGGAUUCCUGCCGCCAGCCGGACUCGACAAUCCCAUGAUUGAGAAGUCGUCCGAGCAGAUCCAGAUGAUGUCGCAUGAUGAUGGGUUCUCGUCGUUCAAUUCGGACUCGCACUCGUGGAUGCGGGAGAUCCCUUGGUUGCGGAGUAUCACCAAUAUGGAGAUUUGGAUUAAGGGAGUACUCACGCCUGAGGAUGUUGAAACUGCUAUUGAAUAUGGGUGUGAUGGCGUUAUAAUUAGCAACCACGGUGGACGGCAGCUCGAUGAAACACCCGCGACUAUCGAUGUUCUCCCAGCGUGUGCAAAGGCCGCGCGUGGUCGCAUUCGGAUUCAUAUCGAUGGUGGGAUUCGGACUGGUAGCGACAUUUUCAAGGCUCUGGCGUUGGGCGCUGAGUGCUGUUGGGUUGGUCGUCCGAUGCUUUGGGGGCUGGCGUAUAACGGCCAGAAAGGCGUUGAGUUGAUGCUCGACAUACUAUACCAGGAAUUCAAGCGGUGCAUGCAGCUGGCGGGUUGCAAGUCGAUCUCCGAGAUCAGCACCUCGAGCCUGGGGGUUGUUCGCUCCGAUGGGCCACUGGCAAGAUUGUAG